AUGGACGACAAGACAUUUAACAAGGAAUUGGACUCUUGGAUUGAACAGCUAAAUGAGUGUAAACAGCUAUCAGAGAAUCAGGUCAAAGUUCUAUGCGAAAAGGCAAAAGAAAUCCUCACACAGGAAUCUAACGUGCAGGAGGUGAGAUGUCCUGUGACCGUGUGUGGAGAUGUGCAUGGGCAGUUCCAUGACCUGAUGGAGCUUUUUAAAAUUGGAGGCAAAUCUCCUGAUACUAACUACCUCUUCAUGGGAGACUAUGUUGAUCGAGGCUAUUAUUCUGUGGAAACUGUCACACUCUUGGUUUCCCUUAAGGUACGAUUUCGAGAACGGAUCACUAUCCUCAGAGGAAACCAUGAAAGCAGGCAGAUCACACAAGUGUAUGGAUUUUAUGAUGAGUGCCUAAGGAAAUAUGGCAAUGCCAAUGUUUGGAAAUAUUUCACAGACUUAUUUGACUAUUUGCCUCUUACUGCACUGGUGGACAACCAGAUUUUCUGCCUACACGGAGGUCUUUCUCCAUCUAUAGACACCCUUGAGCACAUCAGAGCACUAGAUCGCUUGCAGGAGGUUCCUCAUGAGGGGCCUAUGUGUGACCUAUUAUGGUCAGAUCCGGAUGAUCGUGGGGGCUGGGGUAUCUCACCACGAGGCGCAGGCUACACUUUUGGACAGGACAUCUCUGAGACUUUUAACCACGCAAAUGGCCUGACUCUUGUCUCUAGAGCCCACCAGCUAGUAAUGGAGGGUUAUAACUGGUGCCAUGACCGUAAUGUUGUUACAAUCUUCAGUGCGCCCAACUAUUGUUAUCGCUGUGGGAACCAGGCAGCAAUCAUGGAACUUGACGAUACAUUGAAAUACUCCUUUCUACAGUUUGACCCGGCACCGCGCAGAGGGGAGCCCCACCCGCUGCAGCCUUUCAGGGAAGACUCGUGGACCAUCAGAGCUACAAUCAUGGCAGCAGAGCUAUCUACUACCAUAAACAUCAAUGAGCCGCGGUGGGACCAAAGCACAUUUAUGGGUCGAGCAAAACAUUUUUUCACUGUCACAGACCCAAGGAAUGUCCUUCUCACCAACGAACAACUAACGGAAGCACAUAGUAUAAUAACUGACUACAGGAAAGGCGUUGUGUCCGCGGAGCUGACAGAGGAUGAAUUGUGGAGAGCAAAAUAUAUCUUUGAUUCUGCAUUUCACCCUGACACUGGUGAGAAGAUGAUCCUGAUUGGUCGCAUGUCAGCACAAGUCCCCAUGAACAUGACGAUCACUGGGUGUAUGAUGACAUUUUACAAAACUACUCCAGCUGUUUUGUUCUGGCAGUGGAUCAAUCAGUCGUUCAAUGCUAUUGUCAAUUACACAAACAGAAGCGGAGAUGCUCCGCUCACUGUGAAUCAGCUUGGCACAGCGUAUGUGUCCGCUACAACUGGGGCAGUCGUCACAGCUCUAGGACUGAACGCACUAUCAAAGCAUGUCUCUCCCCUUAUUGGACGGUUUGUUCCCUUCGCUGCUGUUGCUGCUGCUAACUGUAUAAAUAUCCCAUUGAUGAGACAAAGAGAAUUGAAGCAUGGUAUUCCCAUUACAGAUGAAAAUGACAAUAGGUUAGGAGAAUCUACAAAUGCUGCUCAGCAAGCCAUAUCUCAGGUAGUGGUUUCCCGAAUUCUCAUGGCAUCACCAGGAAUGGCCAUUCCACCUUUCCUUAUGAACCACUUAGAAAAAAAGGCAUUCCUGAAGAAGUUCCCAUGGAUGAGUGCACCUAUUCAAGUGAGCCUGGUGGGAUUCUGUUUGGUGUUCGCCACUCCACUCUGUUGUGCACUCUUUCCUCAAAAGAGCUCCAUAUCAGUGACCCGACUUGAGCCUGAGCUACAAGAGAAGAUUCGGGCCAGUCAUCCUGGAGUGGAGAGGGUCUUCUUCAACAAGGGGCUAUGA
This is a messenger RNA of Knipowitschia caucasica, 1914 nucleotides long. The record is from the annotation of a GenBank genome assembly. NCBI's taxonomy places the organism in Eukaryota, Metazoa, Chordata, Actinopteri, Gobiiformes, Gobiidae.